CGCGACGUCGCCGUGAAGAGCUAGUCAGCUGUGGCAAAGAUCAAUUUCGCUCGAUCUAUAUGUCGUUAUUUACAUUUGGCAGCGUGACGCGGAAGCCAACGACUGGAGCAGCGUGGAACACGUCGCGCAAUGGUAGACGAUCGUGCGCCCGUUAACGCGGAAAAUAGAUACCGUGCUGUGAACGCGGAUCAGGACGACGACGACGACGACGACCGGGGCGAGACGCGCGUGAAGGCCGCGACGAUGCCGUCGGAGUUGAGGUCGAUCAGCGCGGCCGACUGGGCCACAGUCGCGGUCCUCUGCUUCGUGAAUCUCAUUAAUUACAUGGACCGCUUCACGGUCGCCGGCGUACUGACGGACAUCAGGCAUGACUUUGAUAUCGGCAAUGGUAAGUCUGGGCUGCUGCAAACAGCGUUCAUUCUGAGCUAUAUGAUAUUCGCGCCGUUAUUCGGAUAUCUAGGAGAUCGUUACAACAGGAAACUUAUUAUGAGCGGUGGCGUAUUUCUAUGGUGCCUAAUGACGUUCAUUGGUUCUUAUAUGAAAACAUAUGAAUGGUUCCUAUUCUUUAGGACACUUGUUGGCAUAGGAGAGGCCAGUUACUCUACAAUUGCGCCAACAAUUAUUAGCGAUUUAUUCAUAAAAGAUGUACGCUCUAAGAUGCUCGCCCUAUUUUACUUUGCUAUUCCAGUUGGAAGUGGUUUAGGGUAUAUUACUGGAGGUGAAACAGCCCGUGUUACCAGCCACUGGCAAUGGGGAUUACGUAUUACUCCUAUAUUAGGAAUUGUAGCGAUUAUCCUGUUACUGACUGUAGUAAGAGAUCCCAUCAGGGGCGAGCGUGAAGGGGGUGCUCAUUUGACUAGCACCACAUGGUCGCACGAUGUCAAGGAGUUAUUAAAAAAUAAAAGCUUUAUGCUGUCUACUGGAGGAUUUACUUGCGUAGCGUUUGUCACUGGUGCGCUGGCGUGGUGGGCGCCAACAUAUCUACAAUUAGGUUUCCAAUUACUUCCUCAUGGAGCAAAAGUUAAUCCAGACGAUGUUGCAUAUAAGUUUGGAUUAAUUGGUAUGGCAUCUGGUCUAAUAGGUGUACCAUUAGGCUCUACUAUAGCACAAAAAUUACGAAUUCGCUGGCAGCAAGCUGACCCUCUGAUAUGUGCCGUAGGUCUUUUAAUAAGCGUUCCUUUAUUAUUCUUCGCUAUGAUUACUGCCAGUACAAAUCCUUCUCUUUGUUAUACAUUAAUAUUCUUUGGUCAGUUGUCAUUGAAUUUGAAUUGGGCUAUUGUAGCAGACAUAUUACUGUAUGUUGUAAUGCCUACGAGAAGAUCCACAGCAGAGGCAUUCCAAAUACUCAUUGCACAUGCUCUUGGAGAUGCAGGCAGCCCUUAUCUUAUUGGACUUAUAUCGGAAGGAUUAAAGUCCACGUUCUUGCCGGAUUUAGGUGUAGGAGGACGAGCUAAUAUUUAUGACAUUGAAAAGAUAACUGUCGAUUUCCGUAGCCUACAGUAUGCAAUGUUCCUUACAAUGUUUGUAGAAGUAAUUGGUGCUUUAUUCUUCUUCCUGACAGCAUUGCAUAUACAAAAGGACAAGGCAUUAGUUGACCUUGCUAUUGCGGGUGGAAGUCUUUCAGAUUCCGUAUGUAUUUGCAACGAUGCAGAUAACAGCGAAUUACAAAAUGAUGCAAAUACUAUAUUAGAAUUUCAUAGACAAGGAGAAUCGUCUGACUAAAUUUUUGUAGGAUAUUAAUAGGUUAAAUAAGCUAUGAACGUAUUACGAAUGUACAGUAUGAUUCUAUGAAACAUAAAUAUUGGUUUGAUAUUAUAUUAUAAAAAUAUAUUAGCGAUAUAGGGAUACAUGUAUUAUAUGCAAAAUGUAUUUGCAAAGAAAGUUUUGAUGUAAUUCAUAAUGAAGAAUACCUUCAGAAAGAUAGUUACCAACUGUUAAUAAUGUACAAUACGUUAAAUUUUUAAACAAUGGAACUCUUAAAAUCUGGAUGAACAUUGCAUAUAUAAAUUGUACAAUAUUUUUAAAUAUUAUAUUUUUAUAUGCAAAUUCAUGUAACGUAUUAUGAAAGCAUUACAUAAUAUUCGUAAAUUGUAUAGAUAAUCUGUACGAUAAGGUUGUAUUAGUAAAUAAUUUAGAUAGUAUAUAAGUAUUUUGAUUGAGUGUAAACAAUUUAAUUUAUCGAUUUACAUUCGUAAGUUUCAGCUGCUUUAGCAUUGAACUAAAAAUAUUAAUAAUUGUAUGAUUUUUCAAAAGACAUUUUUCAACAAUUACUAUAUGAAUAUAAUUUUUUUAUUUGUAGUAAUUAAUUAUUACUAUUAUUACUAUUAAGGUAUUAUUUAGAUAAGUCAGAGUGUAGAUACAGAUAUUUCAAUAAUCAUAAAUAGAAUAUAUCGUAUUUUUUCUCGGAACAUUAAAA
Messenger RNA from Wasmannia auropunctata (little fire ant), 2416 nucleotides. RefSeq names its product protein spinster (gene spin). Gene Ontology annotation, cellular component: membrane. Lineage: Eukaryota; Metazoa; Arthropoda; Insecta; Hymenoptera; Formicidae. The record is from RefSeq and is a predicted model, not a curated record. The transcript is spliced from 10 exons. Gene Ontology annotation, molecular function: transmembrane transporter activity. Gene Ontology annotation, biological process: transmembrane transport. Bases 130 to 1722 code for a protein of 530 amino acids.